This is a messenger RNA of Pogona vitticeps (central bearded dragon), 3609 nucleotides long. It is a transcript of the gene TTF2, whose product is annotated as transcription termination factor 2. Gene Ontology annotation, molecular function: ATP-dependent activity, acting on DNA; zinc ion binding; ATP binding. NCBI's taxonomy places the organism in Eukaryota, Metazoa, Chordata, Lepidosauria, Squamata, Agamidae. Gene Ontology annotation, cellular component: nucleus. The record is from RefSeq and is a predicted model, not a curated record. Gene Ontology annotation, biological process: DNA repair.
AGUUGUGGCGGAUGGAGAAGAACGGGAGGGAGGAUCCAGCAACCGGGUCAUGGAGAAGGUGUUGUGUUCCGGACAUGAGCAUCUCUGCGUUUUGAAAACUGGCGUUCGGCAUGGCCCAAAUAAAGGCAAAAGUUUUUAUAUAUGUGGAGUCCAAGAUCAGGAGUCAUGCGGAUUUGUGCUUGCCACAGAGCUCUCCCCUUCUCACUGCUUGGUACAUGAAAAGGAUGUAGUGGAUUUGCAAGUUUUGAUGAAGCUACAGGAGACAGAUACAUACAGUUUGUUGUAUCGAUGCAGUAAAGCUAAACUGGAAGGGAAAAAAUGGUGUGGAAGUGUCCCGUGGCAGGAUUCAAAAGCCACUACACUGCCAGUUAAGCCACAAUUUCAGCACAUGCUUGAAGAGGCCCAUGAUCAUAGAGGUCGGAGAAAUCCAUUCAAAAUACCAAACAAGAAUAAUGAAUCAUCAGCAUUCAAGCAAACAAAUGACAAUGGGAAUAACAACCCUAUAAAUAAAGAAAAGAAGAAAAAAGAAACUCCUGAUUCUAAUGAAAAGGAUUGGAAAUUAUCAUCUGAGGCUAUUAGAAAAGAUCUUCCAGCCACAGUGAAUACCAAGAACAAACAGUUAGGAAAGAAAUGUGAAAGUUUACACAGGGAAGGAAAAGAAACCCAAACCAAAUCAACUGAAAAGGAAAAAGCGCUAUGCUUCGAUGAAUGCAAAUUCAAUGCAGACAAAAUGUGUGAGACAUCCCUUGGAUACACCGGACAAGAUUUGACUCUGAGAUCUAAAGAAAGUGGAUUGCAGACAGAAGAAAGAUCAAAGCAAACAUUGCCAAGCUCCCAUAGUCAAGCAUCAAGCGUAAAGCACAUCGAUAACGAGCAGCUGAGAAAAGGCAGUUCAGAAAGCCGGAGGGAUAAGAGUGAAAUGUUGAAGACAACUGGCAGGUGGGGAAAUGAAGGGAAGGCACGGACUCCUGGAGACCCUGUGACGGUUCAGAAACCCACAGGCUUGCUGGAAGCACAUCCUAAAGGAAAUCAAGAGAAAUCACCAACACUGGUGCAGGAGAGACUAGCCCCGAAAGAGAACAACUGCAGCAAUAAAAAUAUUAGCAAGGAUGAGCAGGACAUACCUGUGCCCUUCAAAACACUUUCUCGCCAAGGACUAGAAUUCCAUCAAGAAAAGGGCUGCAGUGGGAAGAAUCUAUCUUCCAUAUUGCCAGAAAUGAAUGUGUUGCAUAUGAGAGGGGAGGUGGAUCUCAAAGUUCUUCACAACCAACUUUCUGCUGAGCUGAGGCAGAAAAAGAAAACUUUGAAACUGGUGCAUGUACAGGCUCUCCCAGAUAAAGGUGAGCGAUUAAUAAAGCAAGUGGAAGAGCUGGAAUCUGCAAUGAGGUCUCUUAACCUGGAGAUAGAAGAAAGCUUAAAGGAAGGAUCUCUGAGCCAUACUGAGUGUGCAGAGGUUCAGCGCAAUCCAUUCAACAGGACCACUGCAGAGCAAUCAGCUGCUGUGAUGGGGAAAAAGCUUCAGCCAUGUCAGGAAGAUAGUGCAGCCAGCUCCUUGGAACUCCAUCCACCUUUGGCAUUGAAUCAGUAUGGCAGCAAGAAAUCCGCAGGGAGAAUGACUGAAGAUCCUCUUCAAGCUGUGUACAAUGCCACAAGUGAUGCAAUUAAUCAGCUGCACAAAUCCCUAGAGACAUGCCCCACAAUGGAGACGGUGUCUGAAGAUCCACCUGGUUUGAAGGUCUCUCUACUGCUGCAUCAGAAGCAGGCACUUGCUUGGCUGCUGUGGCGAGAGAAUCAGAAACCGUGUGGAGGAAUUUUGGCGGAUGAUAUGGGCUUAGGGAAGACUUUAUCAAUGAUUGCACUUAUCUUGGCUCAGAAAUCUGUACAAAGGAAGGAAGGAAAGGAGAAGAAACUGGAAAUGUGGCUGUCGAAACAAGAUUUCUCUGUUAUCAUCUCCCACGGCACUCUGAUUGUCUGCCCUGCAUCUCUGGUCCACCACUGGAAAAAGGAAGUGGAAAGACACGUCAAAAGUGGGAAGCUGAAGGUCUGUCUCUACCAUGGAUCCAACCGAGUUAAGAAUACCACUGCGCUUGCUGAAUACGAUAUAGUUGUCACUACGUACAGUAUUCUGGCUAAGGAAAUUCCUACACAUAAGGAAGAAGCAGAGACUGCUGCUGAAGACCUCCACGUGGAGGAUAAAUCCCUUCCUUUCUCUCCAUUGCCCUGGAUACACUGGGCUCGAAUUAUACUGGAUGAAGCCCAUAACAUCAAAAACCCCAAAGUGCAGACCUCAAUAGCUGCCUGUAAGCUGAAAGCUACUGCCAGAUGGGCUGUCACUGGGACACCUAUUCAGAACAACCUGUUGGAUAUGUACUCUUUGCUACGAUUCCUUCGCUGUUCUCCAUUUGAUGAAUUCAGAGUAUGGAAGAAUCAGGUGGAUAAUAACACAAGAAAAGGAGGAGAGAGACUGGCCAUUUUAACUAGGAGCCUCUUACUGCGAAGAACGAAGGACCAGCUGGAUUCAUUGGGCAAGCCAUUGGUACCACUGCCUCAGCGUCUCACUCGACUGCACAGGUUGAAACUUGCAGAAGAUGAACAGUCAGUGUAUGAUGUACUCUUUGCAAGAUCGAGGUCAACCCUGCAGUCCUAUCUGAGAAGGCAGGAGGCUCGGUAUACUGGGACAGCCUGGGAUAACCCUUUUGACAAAGGUGUUGGUCAACAGGAAGCCUUGGGAAAGACUGGCAGAGAUCCUCCUCCCAUCUCCACCACUAUUCACAUCUUGUCCCUCUUACUGAGGCUCCGUCAGUGUUGCUGCCAUCUUUCUUUGCUGAAAGUGGCUUUGGACAAGGCUAACCUGAAUAGUGAAGGCAUCUCUCUCUCCCUGGAGGAGCAGCUCAAUGCUUUGACUUUAUCUGAAUCUGAGAGUGGUGACCCUCACUCAAUGGUGUAUCUCCUGGGUGCAGCUUUCAAAGCAGAACUCUUUGAAACCACUAAGCAGAGCACCAAGCUGUCACAUCUCUUGAAAGAGCUGAAGGCCAUCCAGGGUCAUUCCCAGAAAAGUGUCGUCGUCUCUCAAUGGACUAGUAUGUUAAAGGUGGUGGCUGCGCACCUAGAGAAGCUUGGUCUGAGAUAUGCCACAGUGGAUGGAUCUGUGAAUCCUAAACAGAGGAUGGAUGCUGUUGAGGAAUUUAACAAUAACUCUAAAGGACCCGAGGUUAUGCUGAUCUCACUCUUGGCCGGAGGUGUUGGCUUGAACCUGGUAGGAGGGAACCAUCUCUUCCUCCUUGACAUGCAUUGGAAUCCAGCACUGGAGGACCAAGCCUGUGACCGCAUUUAUCGGGUGGGGCAGCGAAACGAUGUCACGAUCCACAGGUUUGUCUGUGAAGGGACGGUAGAAGAGAAGAUCUCAGAGCUGCAAGCUAAGAAGAAAGAGCUGGCCCAGAAAGUGCUAUCAGGAAAAAGUGACUGCUUGACAAAACUGACCCUGGCAGACCUCAAACUUCUUUUUGGCUUUUAACCGGUGCUCCAAACCAUCAACCUUCCAUUUAUGCAAAAACCAUGUGGUUGUCAUGUACAACAAACUUGUUAUUAUGUGUUAUUAAAUAAAGUGUG